UCUUCGGCUGACGGAAGGGAUGGCAGAGCCCCGGCGCCAGCCAGCCAGCGGUUGCAACCGCGCGGCGCCCGCUGCCCUUCGGCUGGGAGUGGCGGAGUGAUGUGACCGGGUCGCUCGCCCUGUCUCCUGGCUCUUUCCUUAUUUCCCGGCAGAGAAAGGUGCAGAGCAUGGAGAAUGAUGAACUUCCGCCAGAGGAUGGGAUGGAUUGGUGUGGGAUUAUAUCUAAUAGCAAGUGCAGCAGCCUUUUACUACGUGUUCGAAAUCAAUGAGACUUAUAACAGACUGGCACUGGAGCAUAUUCAGCAACCCCCUGAAAAACUCAGAGAUGAGAGCACCUGGAUGCACUCCUUAAAAACGCGAUUGCUGUCCUUUCCUUUUUGGCUAUGGGCCAUUAUCUUUUUAGUCCCCUAUUUACAGAUGUUCUUGUUCCUUUAUUCCUGUACCAGAGCUGAUCCCAAAACAGUGGGGUAUUGCAUCAUUCCUAUAUGCUUAGCUGUUGUUUGCAAUCGUCACCAAACUUUCAUGAAGGCCUCCAAUCAAAUCAGCAGACUACAGUUGAUUGACACUUAAAAUCAUUCUGAAUUUUCUCAUGAGUUGUUUUAGAUAAUCACGAAGAUGUUUGGCUGUGUCAAUGAAAUAUGUGAAUGGAACUUGGGAGUCUUUUUGUCAAAGCGUUAACUACUGAAUAGAGCAUCUGCCUUCUAUUUUUUAAAAAAGUUGAUUUUAAAUAUGGCUAAUUUAUACUGGGUAGAGUGACAGAGCCCUCUUUGAGACUUGAGAGGGACAUUUUUCAUAUUGCCUUAUGACACAGCAUUUCUACACUUCAUCUGAAUUUUUUGUGGGGAUACAUAUAUGAAACCUUAAUUCACUGUGCAUACCUCACUCCAGUUCUUUCAAGCCUACUUUUAAGAAAGAAAUCAAUGAACAAGGAUUUGUCCUUUGUUGUACUAAUGUGUAAAGUUUGGAAUUAUUAUAAAAGUAGCAUUUAAGACAUG
Messenger RNA from Eublepharis macularius, 995 nucleotides. RefSeq names its product lysosomal enzyme trafficking factor (gene LYSET). The transcript has 2 exons. NCBI's taxonomy places the organism in Eukaryota, Metazoa, Chordata, Lepidosauria, Squamata, Eublepharidae. Bases 175 to 570 code for a protein of 131 amino acids. The record is from RefSeq and is a predicted model, not a curated record.